Molecule: messenger RNA, 336 nt
Organism: Angiostrongylus costaricensis
Lineage: Eukaryota; Metazoa; Nematoda; Chromadorea; Rhabditida; Metastrongylidae
Source: the annotation of a GenBank genome assembly
AUGAAAGUGAAAAUCGAUAGUCGGAAAUUACCCCGCCUCCGCUUUGUUGAUGAUAUCGUCCUUAUAACACCAAACAUUAGUCAAGCGGAACGUAUGCUUGACGACUUUGAUAAAGCCUGUGGAAAGAUUGGUCUUCGACUAAAUCUCACAAAAACGUUGUUCAUGAGGAAUGGAUUGGUUUCGUAUGACCCAUUCACGCUCAACGGAAUGAAUAUUUUCGAAUGCUCCAGUUACGUCUACAUGGGUCGGGAAAUCAAGACGAUUAGCGAAUUAGCUUCAGACUCGAGCAGGAGAAAGCGAGCGGCUUGGGGAGCUUCAAGAGCAUUGAAGACGUAG